CCUGAGAAUUCACCACUGGUUAGUACAUUGAUUAGAUGGCAUUACCAUGGUAUUGAAUGAUUACCUUAUUCACAGUAGUGUUGUCUAGGGCAUCCGCUGUAUGCCCACCUAUCUUUCAAAGGAUUUUGCGUAUGCCCACAUAAAAUGAGCUAUGAUAUGUAUGGCCGCCAGAACAGCGAGGAGGCUUUUGACACAUAACUUUUACUUAUACUGAGGUGAUGCCGCAGCACCGUUGAGUGAAUUGUGAUUAUUAUUUUUUUAAAUAAGUGUACAGAGAUUCUCUUCACGGAGCAGCAAGAGGCGGGACCACAACUGAAGGCACAGUUGGAUAUUUUCUAACCAAUCAUAUUUUCUGUUUUAGUAAGAGGCAAGACAUUUCCGGCGUCUACAGUGAGAUGAGCCUGCAGCGCUGGAGUCAACAUAAUUAUUUUGCGCUGUAGGGCUGCAUUCCACUUCACUUUUAACAUCCACUCUCUAACCCCCCUAAGCACUUCCCCUCGGGGGAAUCCCCGCCACCAUUUCUUAAGUCCGUUCCACUUCGUUCAGUGAGCUAGGGACGUUUCUGUUGACAGACCCUCAACCAUAGACGUAUUUUAUAUGUCUAUGCCCUCAACCCCUCGAUUUUGACAGAGGGAGCGAGCCUACUCUGAUGUAUGCUUUAGGCAACUGGUUGUAUGGUGCCUUGGGCAAAACCCGCUUCAACACGCCCCCUUAGUUGUUGACCGGGGGUCGCCCCACCGCAAGAUGCCGCCCUGGGCAACUGCACAUGUCGCCCAUGCCUAAAUCCGCUACUGAUUCCACAAAUUGACAUCAGCCUUCAACAUGCUCCAAGUGAUCAAGGGUUUAGGGUGUUCCAGUUAAACCCAUUGCCAGGGUUGGGAGGGUAAUAAAAUGCAAAGUAAUCUGUUCAGUAAUCAAAAUACUUUUUGAAUGUAACUGUAUUCUAAUUACCAAUGAUUUAAAUUGUAAGGUUGCACCAUACAACCUUGAACGCAGCCUAUAUUUACCUCGCUGUUAAAAGUACAAAAGUACCUUGAUAAAAACACAGUAUGCCCACCUCUUCAGUCACUAUUACACGACUGCUUAUUCGUGUACCGUGGUAUUUACAUGAGACUCCAAGAAUCUCCUUUGAAUGACAUGGCACUACCAGGGCACAAAUUACACCAUUUCUCAUUGUAGAAUCUAUCCUGCAACUCUUUGGCAGUGCAAGUAUAGUUGUUUUUUCUUCAUGCCAGUAUAAAGCACACUCCGUUGAAAUAGAACCGUACUCCCCGCGGCCACCGCUGCUGCUCCGCCCCGCUCAAGUGACGCUCUGCGGGCUGACUCAGCGGGUGGGACGGCCUCAAGCCGACUCCGUCACGCCGCGUCAGUCCGGAGUCGCACAAUUAUGAAAAAUCCACCUUCCGCUGGAGCUGCAGCGGACGCACACGAUACCCACCACCGUCACCGGGCUUUCCUUCCGAGGCAUACAGAGCAGCACAGCGCCGAUAGAUGGCUAGACGAUCCGCUCUUCUCCCAGAAGUCCUGGAUAGAGAGCACUUUCACCAGGAGGGAAUGUGUCUAUAUAUUGCCUGUGUCAAAGGACCCCCACAGAUGCCUCCCAGGAUGCCAAAUCUGCCAGCAGCUUGUGCGAUGCUGCUGCGGCCGUUUGGUUCGUCAGCACGUCGGCUUCACUGCCACACUGGCGAUGAAAUACUCAGACGUGCGGCUGACGGAUGGGGGGCUUUCAGAUCUGGAGCAGUGGUCUGUGGAGAAACAUACAGAGGAAAGUCCCACUGAUGCAUAUGGAGUCAUCAACUUCCAGGGCGGAUCCCAUUCAUAUAGAGCCAAGUAUGUGCGCCUCUCAUACGACUCUCGUCCAGAAGCGAUUCUUCGGCUCAUGUUGAAGGAAUGGCAGAUGGAGCUGCCGAAGAUCGUCAUCAGCGUCCAUGGAGGAGUUCAAAACUUUGACCUGCACCCUCGAAUCAAACAUGCGAUGGGCAAAGGACUCAUCAAAGCUGCUGUUACCACAGGGGCCUGGAUACUGACCGGAGGAGUGAAUACAGGUGUGGCCAAACAUGUGGGCAACGCGCUGAAAGAGCACCUGUCACGAUCGGCGCGGAAAAUCUGCACACUGGGAAUCACACCCUGGGGAGUGAUUGAAAACAGGAACGACCUCAUCGGAAGAGAUGUUGUAGCGCCGUAUCAGACUUUGUUGAAUCCCCUCAGUAAACUGAAUGUGCUGAAUAACUUCCACUCUCAUUUUAUCCUGGUGGAUGAUGGAACGGUCGGGAAAUAUGGAGCAGAAGUCAAACUCAGGAGAGAGCUGGAGAAACACAUUAACCUGCAGAGGAUUCACGCACGUAUUGGUCAGGGUGUUCCUGUGGUGGCGCUGAUUUUCGAAGGUGGUCCGAAUGUGAUCCUGACAGUGUUGGAGUAUCUGCAGGAGAGACCACCUGUGCCUGUGGUGGUGUGUGAGGGGACGGGUCGUGCAGCAGAUAUACUGGCAUAUGUCCACAAACAGACAGAGCCGGACUGUGCGUUGCCUGAUGGUGUUGAGGCCGAAAUCAUCUCUACAAUCAAGAAAACCUUUAACUUCAGUCAGAGUGACGCACUGCACCUCUUUCAAACACUAAUGGAAUGCAUGAAGAGUAAAGAACUGAUAACCGUGUUUCCUGUGGGCUCUGAGGAUCAUCAGGACAUCGAUGUGGCAAUUCUAAAAGCUCUUCUCAAAGGUACAAAUGCAUCGGCCUUUGAUCAACUGGUCCUGACGCUGGCAUGGGACAGGGUGGACAUCGCUAAAGAUCACGUGUUUGUUUACGGACAACAGUUGCUGGUGGGUUCUCUCGAGCAGGCAAUGUUGGAUGCGUUGGUUAUGGACCGUGUCGAGUUUGUUAAACUGCUUAUAGAGAACGGAGUCAGUAUGCAUCGAUUCCUCACAAUUACAAGAUUGGAGGAGCUGUACAACACGAAACAAACGCCAACAAAUCCAACUCUUUAUCACCUGGUGAGAGAUGUAAAACAGGGUAACCUCCCACCCAACUAUAAAAUCACACUGAUUGAUGUUGGGUUGGUUAUUGAGUAUCUCAUGGGUGGAACAUACAGGUGCAACUACACACGAAAACGCUUCCGGAUAAUCUACAACAAUCUCCAUGGAAACAGUCGGAGGUCAGGGCGACACACAGCCAGUAGCUCUCAUGAGUCCUUCAGCAUUCAAGCUGACAAGAAAGAGAAAACAAGACACAAUCACUUCAUUAAGACCGCACAGCCCUACAAACCGAAGUUGGAUUCAGCUGCUGAGCAGCAGAAGAAGAAAAGUAAAGAGGAAGUAGUGGACAUCGACGACCCAGAAAUGCGUCGUUUCCCAUAUCCCUUUAACGAGUUGCUAGUGUGGGCUGUGCUGAUGAAGAGGCAGAAGAUGUCUUUGUUCUUCUGGCAGCAUGGAGAGGAGUCGAUGGCCAAAGCGCUGGUGGCCUGCAAGCUGAUGCGCUCGAUGGGCUACGAGUCCAAGAAGAGCGAUGUAGUGGACGAUACCUCAGAGGAGCUGAAAGAGUAUUCUAAUGAGUUUGGCACAUUGGCUGUGGAUUUGUUGGAUCAGUCGUUCAGGCAGGAUGAGACGAUGGCCAUGAAGCUGCUGACAUACGAACUCAAGAACUGGAGUAACUCCACCUGUCUGAAACUGGCCGUGUCAUCACGGCUCCGUCCCUUCGUGGCUCACACUUGUACACAGAUGCUGCUGUCCGACAUGUGGAUGGGACGAUUAAACAUGCGGAAAAACUCCUGGUAUAAGGUGAUUUUGAGUAUCCUUGUUCCGCCGGCAAUCCUUCUGUUGGAGUACAAGACCAAAGCAGAGAUGUCACAUAUUCCCCAGUCACAAGAUGCCCAUCAGAGUAUGGAGGACAGUGAACACAACCUCCAGAACCCUGAUGACAUACAGAUGGAUGUGUUUAAGGAAGUUCGUAUGAACGAAAAUGCAGAAAUAAAAAGUGAAUCAGAGGUCCACGUUCGGUCUCGUCGAUUACCCAUCACACGCAAAUUCUACGCUUUUUACCAUGCUCCUAUCGUCAAGUUCUGGUUUAACACGCUGUUUUAUAUAGGUUUUCUGAUGCUGUAUUCAUAUGUGGUGUUGGUGAGAAUGGAGCUGCUACCUUCUCCUCAGGAAUGGAUCGUCAUUCUCUACAUCUUUACAUUAGCCGUAGAGAAGAUACGAGAGAUGUUCAUGUCUGAAGGUGGUAAGAUCGGUCAGAAGGUUAAAGUUUGGUUCAGUGACUAUUUCAACAUCUCUGACUUCCUGGCCAUCCUCAUGUUCUUCGUGGGCUUCGGUCUGCGCUUCGGCUACGGGGACGUGUUGAUCGCGGGUCGUAUCGUGUACUGCUUGAACAUCAUUUUCUGGUACGUGCGGCUGCUGGAUAUUCUGGCUGUCAAUCAGCAGGCGGGACCGUACGUCAUGAUGAUCGGAAAAAUGGUAGCAAACAUGUUUUACAUUGUGGUGAUUAUGGCUGUGGUGUUGCUGAGUUAUGGAGUUCCUCGUAAAGCCAUUUUGUACCCAGACGAGGAUCCCUCAUGGACUUUGGCCAAAGAUGUGGUGUUCCAGCCGUACUGGAUGAUGUACGGUGAAGUCUACGCGUAUGAGAUUGACGUGUGUGCAAACUCAAGUGAUGCUGUGAAAGAGCUGUGUGCGACAGGUGUGUGGUUGACGCCACUGCUGCAGGCCGUGUAUCUGUUUGUUCAGUAUAUACUGAUGGUCAACCUGCUCAUCGCCUUUUUUAAUAAUGUGUACAUGCAGGUGAAGUCCAUAUCAAACCUGGUGUGGAAAUACCAGCGUUACCAUUUCAUCAUGGCGUAUCAUGAUAAGCCCAUCCUGCCCCCUCCACUGAUUCUGCUCAGUCAUGUGGCAUCUCUCCUGUCGUCCAUCUGCAGGAAGAGGAAGAAGGACAGCAGCACAUAUGGACCAAAGCUCUUCCUGACGGAGGAGGACCAGAAGAAGCUGCAUGAUUUUGAAGAGCAGUGUGUGGAGAUGUACUUCCAUGAGAAAGAUGAUCAGUUUCACUCUGGGAGUGAAGAGAGAAUCAGACUCACGUCAGACAGGGUUGAAACGAUGUGUGUUCAGCUGAAAGAGGUUGGAAACAAGGUGAACUUCAUCAAGCGAUCUUUGCACACUCUGGAUUCUCAGAUUGGGCACCUGCAGGAUCUCUCAGCGCUCACUGUGGACACUCUGAAGGCCCUUACGGCCCAGCGAGCAUCAGAGGCCAGCAAAGUCCACAACCAGAUCACCCGCGAACUCAGCGUCUCCAAGAACCUGGUGCCUGGCCCGUCCGACAUGGCAGGACAUUCCAAGUCAAGCGCGCUGGUGCGCUGCAGCGUGGGCUUCCUGCCCCCUGCGGCCACCAUAGCGGAGUCACUGUUCGGGGGCAGGGCUGAAGACAGAAUGCUGCGUCAAGGGGCAGAGCUUCCUUUGAGCCCAGAGAGACGCCCUCUGUUCAUUCCGGAGGCUGGAUCCUCGGGCUACGGCUUACCGCACACUAACACGCAGUCCCCGCAGCUGCGUCUGCGCGGACAUUCACUGCGUGAGGGGAACGCCGGCCGACCCGAAGACAUGAGUUCCAGUAGCCUCAUCAGUGCUCCGGCCGCCACGGCCAGGUUCUUUGUCAGCACGCCGAUGCAGCUUGCGGAUUCUCAGCCAAGCACACAUUCACGCGGUGCACAAAUGUACACACCCCCUCACACCGUACAGACAGAGCAACACGGCGCCGUGGAGUUUGGGGCAUUCGUAGGUCACAAGGAUAACCCUGAGGGUCAGAGGUCAUUCCCCAAGGAGGUUUCCGCCAGCAGGCGGCAAUUCAGUCCACCCAGGAAGGGUCGAGAUAUGGGGGCAUCACAGGGUCACAUGCGGAUGGUAAAUUCAUACGCUGGUUUCACCGAUUUUGACAGAAAUCCUUUGGUCGAGUCCACGCUCAGUAAACCGGAAAGGAAUCGCGUGUCAAUUGAGGAUAUCUCGCGAAACGAGGAUCUGUCAGUCGCACUGCUAUUGGGUAAAUCAGUGCAAUCCAGCAAACUGAGUGUAGAUGACGACAUCUCAAACGCUGCAGCAGGUCUGUACAAGGCACGCCACACACACCUGGGUGCACGCAAGGACUCGAUUGGUUCUCCAUUUAAGCCCAUGGAGAGUUAUCAGUAUUCAGCGGUGGAGCGUAAUAACCUGAUGCGGUUGUCUCAGAGUAUUCCAUUUACCCCAGUGCCCCCUAGAGGUGAGCCUGUGACUGUGUACCAUCUGGAGGAAAGUUCUCCUAACAGCAUCAAUAACAGCAUGUCGUCGUGGGCACAGCGUGGGCUCUGCGCAAAGAUUGAGUUUCUCAGUAAGGAGGAAAUGGGUGGCGGCCUUCGGCGGGCUUUAAAGGUUCUCUGCACCUGGUCAGAAUAUGACAUUCUGAAACCUGGACACCUGUACAUCGUCAAAUCCUUCCUACCUGAGGUGGUCAACACCUGGCAAACCAUUUACAAAGAGGACACAGUCUUGCACCUCUGUCUCAGGGAAAUUCAGCAGCAGAGAGCUGCUCAAAAACUCACAUUUGCAUUCAAUCAGAUCAGACCCAAAACAAUCCCAUACUCACCCAGGUUUCUGGAGGUUUUCUUGCUGUACUGUCAUUCUGCGGGCCAGUGGUUUGCGAUUGAGGAGUGCAUCACCGGAGAAUUCCGGAAGUUUAAUAACAACAAUGGAGAUGAAAUCGUUCCGACCAACCUGCUAGAAGAAACCAUGCUUGCGUUCAGUCACUGGACAUAUGAAUACACGCGAGGAGAACUGCUCGUGCUCGACUUGCAGGGGGUCGGUGAGAUUCUGACAGAUCCGUCGGUCAUUAAGAGUGGGGAGAAAGGGUCUUACAAUAUGAUCUUUGGGCCUGCGAACCUGGGAGACGACGCCAUUCGAAAUUUCCGCACCAAACAUCACUGCAACUCAUGCUGCCGAAAACUCAGACUUCCAGACCUGAAACGAAAUGAAUACACUCCAGAUAAAAUGACACUGCAGCACGACCCCCCCGAGGGCCCAUCCCACUCGCCUCCUACAGAGGGCACCAAUAAAGAACAGCGUCCCCCGAUGCACUUAAUGCUGUGAGCCACACACACAUGGGCACACUCAAAAGACUUGCAUUACUGGAAACACACUAAAGUUACUACUGUCCUAAGUAUUUGUGUGUUUGUACGUGUCUUUGCAUUUGUAUGUGUGUGGAGGACCUCUGUGUGGUUUGUAUGAAAUUACAUUAGGGAUGUGUCGUUUAUGAACAAAUGAACUGAUGCAAUUUAGAAAUGUUCUAAAAAGUCAGCUUUGAGGAUUAUCACCUUUUAAGAGUAUUUUUUUAUUUUUUAUGUCCAUAUGGAAUUAUAAAGUGCUUAAGAGCUGGUACAAUAUCACUGUAUAGAGUAAAGUAUUUAUUCUGAACUUCAAUACAUUGCCUUGUAUAAAAUAAAAGCAGUUUUAAGUGCAAUGGCUGUCACUUGCUUAUAUGAAAUUAUCAGAUUUUGUACAGAGCUGAAUGCCAGUAAAAAAAAAAAUUGUGUACAGAACAAUCCACAUGUAGAGGAUGAAUGCAUUUAUGGUUCAAAGUUUAUAUAUGUUUGAAUCUCAUGUAGAUUAUGGGCAGAUUGCAAUGCAAAAGUACAGCACAGUAUAUGUGAUUCAUUGUCCCGAACUCUGAAAGCAAAUGCACACAAUCAUAACUUAUCUUUAUAAUGUUACAGAGGUACUCUUGUCCUUUAUUGUCAUUGGAGUAUUUUGUAAGAAAUGUAAUCCAGUGUAUCUUAUAGAUACAUUUAUCUGGCACUAUUAUGAUAUUGAAACAUGACAAUGUUUGAUGCUGGGGAAAUGAAUUGAUCUGUAAAAAAUUUUUACUGUACAUUUAAACUAAUAAAAUGCUGAAAAAUAAAAUCUGAUGUGCUUUUCUGUCACUGUGGUAUUCAUCUUUUACUGUUAACUAUUAUAUUUAAAUAUAGUCAAAUUAUAAUAUUUGAACUGGUAGCAUCGGUCAAAAGACAUAGUCAAUUGUUUGUUAAUGAUUAAUCUGUUAAUUAAAUAGGUCUACAUCCCAGUUCAAACACCACUGACCCAUAAACUGUCAUCACUGGGCUGCUAAUCAUGGCACUCAACAAAAACACUCAACACUCACUUUGCUGAUGGACGUGCCUGAAUCCCCUCAACAUGGAUGAUUGGGGAUCAUUCAUCAGAUAUUAAAAGAACAAUUCACCCAAAACCCUCAUGCCAUCCCAGAUGUGUAUGACUUACUUUCUUCUGCAGAACACAAAUUAAGAUUUUUAGAAGACUAUCUCAGCUCUGUAGGUCCAUACAAUGCAAGUGAAUGGGCACCAACAUUUUGAAGCUCCAAAAGUACAUAAAGGCAGCAUAAAAGUAAUCCGUAUGACUCCAGUGGUUUAAUCCAUAUCUUUUGAAGCGAUAUGUGUGAGAGAAACAGAUUGAUAUUUGUCUUUUUUUUUUUUUUUUUUUUUUUUUAACUAUACAUUUUUUUUUUUAUUAACAUUUUUAUUGAUUCGAACAAACAGGAUUACACAAACAGAGCAUACACACACAAUCAUUUUAUAAAAUUGUAUUGUAUUGGUCUCAGAUUUUGACAUCUAGGCUCAAGCAGUGGAACUUGUUGGAUGAAAGUGUGCAAGUCGCAGAUCAGAGGAAGCAUCACCAACCUUUUUCCAGCUUCUUCACCCGUCAAGAUGGGCUCUGCUUCUGCCACAAUGUGACCAGUCUGUUCGAGGCAAUCGGAAUCGCCUGUAACCAGAAUGAGUGGCGCCUCUUCAUUGAGAGCUCAUCCAGGAGUCUCAAAGCCGUGCUGCUCCAUAAUGGUAACAAGUACCCAUCUCUUCCCCUGGCUCACUCAGUGCACCUCAAAGAGGAUUACAACAGCAUCAAGACCUUGUUGGACACCUUGAAGUAUGAUGAGUAUGGCUGGGAGGUCAUAGGAGACUUCAAAAUGGUGGUAUUCCUUAUGGGUCUCCAAGGCGGUUUUGCCAAGUUUCCCUGCUAUCUUUGCCAUUGGGACAGCAGGGACACCAAUGUGCACUACCACAGGCGGGACUGGCCACAGCGGACCGAGUUCUCUGUGGGGAGGAACAACGUCAAGUGGGAGCCACUGGUGGACCCCCAGAAGGUGCUGAUGCCACCACUGCACAUUAAAUUGGGCCUUAUGAAACAAUUUGUCAGAGCUCUAGAUAAGGAGUCAGCAGCCUUCAAGUACCUUCAAGACUUCUUCCCUAAGCUUUCUGAGGCAAAGGUCAAAGCGGUGUCUUCAUCAGACCACAGAUAAUGAAGAUCCUGGAGUGCAGUGAAUUCCCCAAGAAGCUCACUAGUAAGGAGAAAGCGGCUUGGAACAGCUUUGUCGCAGUGGUUCAGGAUUUCCUGGGCAAUCACAAGGCUGAAAAUUAUGUGGAGCUGGUUGAGACUCUGAAAAACUACGGCACAAUGGGCUGUAGGAUGUCCCUCAAAGUCCAUAUACUAGAUGCUCAUCUUGAUAAAUUCAAGGAGAACAUGUGAGCGUACUCGUCGGAGCAAGGCGAGCGUUUCCAUCAGGAUAUACUGGACUUUGAACGCUGCUACCAAGGACAGUAUAACGAGAACAUGAUGGGAGACUACAUUUGGGGGCUGAUUUGUGAAAGUGAUUUACAGUACAAUCAUAAUCUCGAAAAACUACUCACUUCUAAAUCUUUUGUAGUCAUUUUUGUAUUACUCCAUGUUCAUUUGGAUUCAUGUUGUUUUUUUCUGACUUUAUGUGAACGAAAAGACACAAAUUCGCCCGUUUUCUCAUUGGAAAUAGGUACAUUUCAAAAUAUCACUGUCCUGGUCACAAAAGCAAAGUUUGUGGGGAAUAAUAGCCAUUUUCUAUACUUUUGAGGUAUAAGCAAUUAGGAAAUAACACUUACUACCCAGGAACAAAUAUUGUGUUACAUAGUAUGAUCAUUCAUAUAUGAUUUUAUAUAUUAAACUAGCCUUGCUAUUUUAUGACAAUGUGGUGGAUUAAAGUUUCUGUCAUGUGUCUUCAAAUGUAACUCCCCAUCAAACUUGUAAGCAAAGCUGUGUAAGCAACCAGAAUGUAUUGUAUAGAAAUAAGACCAUGUCAAAAAAAGAUUGGUUAAAUAAUGACAGAAUUUUUAUUAUUAAAUUUGCAAAUUUAGUGAUGACAAAGCAGCUUUGAUUCAGAGUAAUAUUAGUAGAGAGAGAGAGAGAGAGAGAGCGAGAGAUAUCUCUGUCACAGUUAACUUUAGAAUAUAUGAUCAAA
Myxocyprinus asiaticus (Chinese sucker) is the source of this 10256-nucleotide messenger RNA. Its product is annotated as transient receptor potential cation channel subfamily M member 7-like. The record is from RefSeq and is a predicted model, not a curated record. Gene Ontology annotation, biological process: protein phosphorylation; calcium ion transport; monoatomic cation transmembrane transport. Gene Ontology annotation, cellular component: membrane. Gene Ontology annotation, molecular function: ATP binding; protein serine/threonine kinase activity; calcium channel activity. Lineage: Eukaryota; Metazoa; Chordata; Actinopteri; Cypriniformes; Catostomidae. The transcript has 40 exons. Bases 1388 to 7090 code for a protein of 1900 amino acids.